AUGUCCUUUGCAACAGAAUAUAUUGACCUUGGCGAUAUGAGUAACAAAUGCAAACACUGUGAUGCAAUGUUUUGGUCCGGAGAACGGUUAAAAAAUGCAAGCAAAUCAUCGAAGUCUAAUUGUUCGCUAUGUUGUAUUAAAGGAAAAAUUAAACUACCCUUAAUGAAGGAUCCUCCCAAGUUGCUGCGAGACUUAUUAGAAGGGAUUGAUCCGCGCAGUGGGCACUUCCUUGAGCACAUACGUACAUAUAACAGCAUGUUUUCUUUCACAUCAAUUGGUGGCAAGGUUGAAGGACAGAUUAAUGAUGGAAGUGGUCCUCCUCAAUUUAUAAUCAGUGGGCAAAAUUAUCAUCGAAUAGGAAGCCUCAUUCCUAACGAAGGAGACACACUAAAGUUUGCUCAAUUAUAUAUAUAUGAUACAAAGAACGAGGUUGCCAAUAGGAUGAAUCACUUUAGUGAACUCACACGAAGAUCACCUACUGACCCGACUUUAGUUGCGGAGUUGAUGGUGAUGAUUGAUCAGGAGAAUGUGCUCGCUAAGAACUUUAGAAGAGUUCGUGACCAUAUAGAAGCAGGAUCAACACCUAAUAUUGCAUUGAGAUUGUUUAGAGAUCAUUCAAAUGAGAAUCGAACGUAUGAUUUGCCAACAAAUGACGAGAUUGCAGCCCUUAUUGUCGGUGAUUUUGAUAGCUCUGAUUGUGGGCGUGAUAUUAUAUUACGCACCAAUAGUGGUAGUAUGCAAAGAAUAUACGAGACACAUGUGUCAUUUCUCCCCUUGCAGUAUCCGUUGAUAUUCACAAAUGGCAGAGGUGGAUAUUCGAGAAAGUUCAAACUUAAUAAGAACAGCACCAAAUCCAAACAAUGGAAACGGAAGAAGGUUUCAUUACGUGAAUGGGUUGCGUUUAGAUUGCAAGAGAGGGAUCACGAGUGCAAGAGCAUUCUUCGGUCUAGGAGACUAUUUCAACAAUUUAUUGUUGAUUGCUAUUCUAUGGUUGAGUCUUCUAGAUUGUUUUAUUUACGAAGAAACCAAAACAAGAUUCGUAAAGAUUUUUUAUCAGGCGUUGAAGAAGCAGUUGAUCGUGGUGACACUGAUGCAGCUACCCUUGGAGCAAGGAUUGUAUUGCCAUCAUCAUUUACUGGUGGUAGACGUUACAUGUUUGACAAUUGCCAAGGAGCAAUGGCAAUAUGUAGGACAUUUGGAUAUCCUGACCUUUUUUUAACUAUCACUUGCAAUCCAAAAUGGCCAGAGAUUCAGCGACAUACUAGCAAGUAUGGUUUACAAGCUUAUGAUCGUCCAGACGUUGCAUGUAGGAUAUUUCACAUGAAGCUAAAUUCCCUAAUGACAGAUUUUAAGAAAGGAGAUUUCUUUGGCAAAGCUAUAGCAGGUAUGUACACUAUUGAAUUCCAAAAGAGAGGCCUACCGCAUGCACAUAUUUUGUUGUGGCUGCAUCCGUUAGACAAAUUGAAUACAAUUGAAAAGAUUGAUUCAGUAAUAUGUGCUGAACUUCCAGAUCCAGUAAAAUAUUCGAAACUGUUUGAACUUGUGUCAAGCAUGAUGGUUCAUGGACCAUGUGGGUUGAGCAAUAAGAGCUCCCCUUGCAUGAAAAAUGGCAAGUGUUCCAAAUUUUUCCCAAAAAAAUUUGUUGAUGUUACCUCCUUUGAUAAUGAUGGUUUCCCUAUAUAUAAAAGGAGAAGAACCGGGGUCACAACUAAUAGGAGAGGUGUUGAAUUGGACAAUAGGUUUGUCGUACCUUACAAUGCGAAGUUACUUAUGAAAUACCGCGCGCACAUCAAUAUUGAAUAUUGCAACAAAUCCAAUUGCAUAAAGUACCUCUUCAAGUACAUAAACAAAGGAGUCGAUAGAGUUACUGUGUCAAUGUCAUCUGGAGUACCAGCUGCUAAUGGACUAGAACAAGUUGACGAAAUUCAACAAUACUAUGAUUGUAGAUAUCUCUCACCGUGUGAAUCAAUUUGGAGAUUAUUUAAGUAUGACAUCCACCACAAAUGGCCACCUGUGAAGAAACUCAGAUUCCACCUACCACGGAAACAAACAGUUAUUUUCAAAGAUCAUGAAGCUAUCGAGGAUGUGUUUAAAAGAAAUGUCAAGAAGAAAACAAUGUUUUUAGCGUGGAUGGAAUCAAACGUGAAAUAUGAGAAUGGAAGAGGAUUAAAGUAUAUUGAGUACCCUUCAGAAUUUAUAUAUGAUCGUGCUAAGCGGGAAUGGAGACCUAGAAAGAGAGGGUACUCAAUUGGAAGAAUGAACUUCGUCCCCCCCGGUACUGGAGAAUUAUACUACAUGAGACUAUUAUUAAAUGUUCAAAGAGGUUGUACCAGCUUUGAAGAUAUAAGAUCUGUCAAUAACAUAAUAUUUGACACAUUCAAAGGAGCGUGUGCUGCGUUAGGUCUCUUAACAGAUGAUCGCGAAUGCGUUGAUGGCAUACUUGAGACAGCUCAACUCAGAUCUGGCCCAUACUUGAGAGGUUUAUUUGUAAGGCUCUUAUUGUCCAACACAAUGACGGAUCCUCUAAAUGUGUUUGAGAAAUCAUGGAAGCUUCUUGCGGAUGGCAUUAUAUACGAAAGAAGAAAUUUUUUGAACACCCCAGAUUUAACAAUAAGUGAGGAAGAACAUAAAAAGUUAUGUUUAGUUGAGAUUGAGAAACUUCUCUUGAUUAAUGGUCGAUCGCUGAAAGAUUUCAAUGGCAUGCCGCAUGUAGAUUCAGAAUUGCUAUUUCAAUAUGGCAAUAUAUUGAUGUACAAUGAACUUAACUACGACACAGUUGAGAUGAGACGACUACAUUCAGAAUGUAUUCAGAAGUUGAAUGAAGGACAAUUGAAAGCAUAUGAAGAGGUUAUAUCAUCUGUUGAUGGUAGCAAUGGAGGAUUCUUCUUUAUAUACGGUUAUGGUGGAACAAGCAAAACAUUUCUUUGGAAAACCAUAACUUAUAAACUUCGUGCUGAGAAGAAGAUUGUACUAAACGUUGCAUCCAGUGGCAUUGCAGCACUCCUAUUACCUGGUGGUCGUACAGCUCAUUCUCUUUUUUCAAUCCCACUGAACUUGGACGAGGACUCAUGUUGCGGCGUAAUGCUUGGUACUGCUAAGGCGGAGUUGUUGCAAUCUGCUAGCCUUAUUAUAUGGGAUGAAGCUCCGAUGGUUAGUAAAUAUGCAUUUGAAGCACUAGAUAGGAUCAUGAGGGAUCUAAUGAAGUCUGAUGUAAAUGGUAAUGGUGACAAACCAUUUGGUGGUAAAGUUGUUGUUCUUGGAGGAGAUUUUAGGCAAAUUCUUCCAGUGAUUCCUAAAGCGAGCAGAGCUGAUGUAGUUAUGGCAACGAUUAAUUCAUCCCGUUUGUGGGGAUCUUGCAAGGUUUUGACACUUAAUCAGAAUAUGAGAUUGCUCAGCAAUUCAACAGAUCCUAAAAUUGAAGAGCUUAGACAAUUUGCUAAAUGGGUACUUGAUAUUGGUGAUGGAAAUUUAGGAGAUCAUGUAGAUGGUGAGGCGAACAUAACAAUACCGGAAAAAUUCUUGAUCCAUCAAUCUACCGAUCCUAUUGCUGAUGUUGUCCAGUCUAUCUAUCCUAAUCUAAGUGAGAAUCCAUCGUCAGCUGAAUAUUAUAAGGACAAGGCAAUACUAGCUCCUACGUUAGAUGAUGUAGACUCUGUCAAUAAACACAUGCUUUUUCAUUAUCCUGGAGCUGAAAGGAUCUAUCUAAGUUGUGACACAAUAUGGAAGGUUGAUGAUUCUAUUGGAAUAGAGGCUGAUUGGUUGACUACUGAGUUUUUGAAUGGUAUUCGAUGCUCUGGAAUGCCUGAUCACAGAUUAGUUCUUAAAAAAGAAGCUCCUGUUAUGCUCAUCCGAAACUUAGACAUAUCAUCCGGUCUGUGCAAUGGAACAAGAUUGAUAAUAAAAGAUCUCGGUGACAACAUUGUUGGUGCUAUUGUAAUCACAGGUACACAUAUUGGUCAUAAAGUUUAUAUUCCCAGAAUGAGUCUAAUGCCAUCCGAUGAAUCAAUGCCAGUGAAGUUUCAGCGGAGGCAAUUUCCAUUCAUCGUAUCAUUUGCUAUGACAAUAAACAAGAGCCAAGGUCAAACGCUUUCACAUGUUGGUAUUUACCUACCUAAACAUGUUUUCUCACAUGGGCAGUUGUAUGUUGCCAUAUCUAGAGUGACAUCAAUGGAUGGGUUGAAGAUUUUGAUAUGUAGUGAAGACCAUGCUGCACGGAAUCUAACAAAAAAUAUUGUGUACAAAGAGAUAUUUCAGAAAAUAUAUGUAUAA
Molecule: messenger RNA, 4269 nt
Organism: Lotus japonicus
Lineage: Eukaryota; Viridiplantae; Streptophyta; Magnoliopsida; Fabales; Fabaceae
Exons: 4
Coding region: 1-4269 (1422 amino acids)
Biological process (GO): DNA repair; telomere maintenance
Molecular function (GO): DNA helicase activity
Source: RefSeq, a predicted model, not a curated record